UCGUGCCACGUCUUUCUUCUCACUCAUCUCAUCAACUCGAAGACUAUAGCUGCCGAAUCCGCAUUUUAUACUUCAAUUGCACUUUCUACGUCGCAUCCGCAGAGAGCGUCUCUUUCCGCAAACGUCACUCGGACAAAGCCACUGUCCGCGCCAUUCACCACUCGCCAUUGGCUAUCUGAAUUUUUUUUUUAUACAAGGGAAUAGCCUGAUUGUCUUAUCUCUUGGGGGAGGGGGAUCUUAAGUCUACAUCCUUAACUUCUUCACCCAAGGCGUGAAGCUCGCCCACCAUGCCCGGCCGUCUCCUCCCUAAUUUCGUCCGGCCCGUCGCCUCUUCUCUACACAAUUCUGCUACCGCUUCCACACACUCCAACAACUCUUCAUCGUCGUCAGUCAACGAAAUCUCCCACCAAACGGUGUCGCGGAAGCAACCCGCGAAUGCUCAUGCCGUGCAGGCUCUAAUCCCUGAGCGUCGUCUGUCGUUCUCCAUGGAAUCUCUCGAAUCUCUCAUCCACCCCCACAAGGAAAGCAAGGAGAAGCGCCGCAGCCUGGGGCGUUCGUCGCGGUCAAAGGAGCGUCCAGCAGCCAGAGACGAGUCUCAUCAGCCUCCGGCCCAGCUGGACGUCAUCUUCGAAUCCCCGCCUCUCGUCUUCUAUGGCAGUCCAGCAAACUCGAGCGGCGCUCUGAUGUCUGGCCGUCUCCUGAUCGAUGUGGCGGAGAUCCCUGGAGCGGUCACUCUCCAGAAGCUUGAGAUGCGCUUGACAUCCAGUAUCAGCACGAAGAAGCCAGUCUCGAGGGACUGCCCCAACUGUUCCACCCGCACAGAACCGCUGUGUGAGUGGGAUUUCUUGACAGAACCCGCCAAGCUGCAGCGCGGUAAACAUGACUAUCCUUUCAGUUACUUGUUCCCCGGCCAUCUCCCCGCUUCUGCCAAUGGCACACUGGGAGGGGUAGAAUAUAAGCUCUCGGCCAGGGCCCUGACCUCGACUGGAGAGGAGUUUACCUUCCAGACACCGUUGACGAUCCGUCGCGCCAUUCUGCCCGGAAAUGACAAGUCCUCCAUCCGCAUCUUCCCUCCCACUAAUCUCACCGGUCGGGUGGUGCUUCCUUCCGUCGUCCAUCCCAUUGGAACCUUCCCGGUUCAAAUGACUCUGAGCGGAGUGGUCGACAAGGGCGAGGAGACCCAGACGAGAUGGCGCCUACGAAAGAUGAUGUGGCGCAUUGAAGAGCACCAGAAGAUCAUCUCCACUGCUUGCGCGAAACAUGCUCACAAGGUCGGCGGGGAAGGAAAGGGAGUCCUGCACCAGGAAACCAGAAUCAUCGGACACAAUGAGGAGAAGAGUGGAUGGAAAACGGACUUCGACACCGCUGGAGGUGAGAUUACGAUGGAAUUCGAUGCGAACAUCAAACCUGGCUGCAACCCAGUGUGUGAUAUGGACGCCCCCGGUGGACUAGAGGUGAAGCACAAUCUGGUGAUCGAACUUAUCGUCGCCGAGGAGUUCUGCCCCAACCGCAACACCAAACUUAUCACGCCCACCGGAGCUGCCCGUGUUCUCCGGAUGCAGUUCCACCUGCACGUCACCGAGCGGAGUGGACUGGGCAUCAGCUGGGACGAGGAGAUGCCACCUGUCUACAACGAUGUACCUGCCAGCCCUCCCGGAUACGCGAUUUUGGACGUCAACAGCACCAUGGAAGAUUACCGAGGCUCUCCACUACCGCUCCCUGACUACCAGGACCUCGAGAGGAUGGAGCACUUGCGACUUGAUGGUGACUCCACCAGGUCCUCCCGACCAUCAAUGGAAAGCAUGGAGAGUCGUCCUCAGGAGAGGGCACGACUGACCACCGACGACCUCGUUGCCGGACCACCAAUUGAGACCAGAGGUCGUGCUCAUCCCGAAGACGAAGGCGACUCGUCUGAUGUCGCACAGGGUGUUGUACGGUGAAACCGCUCAUCUUUCGGUUUGCAAUAGUUCCAUCUGCAUCCCCUGUUUGGACUGCACCGGAACUCUUACGAAGUCAUGAAUCUGCUAUUAGUCAUUAAGACCGGGGGCCUGGUUCGCCUGUGUGCUUUGGGACAAUUAAAGUUGCUUGCG
Paecilomyces variotii is the source of this 2090-nucleotide messenger RNA. RefSeq lists its product as hypothetical. Gene Ontology annotation, biological process: ubiquitin-dependent endocytosis. Bases 288 to 1940 code for a protein of 550 amino acids. NCBI's taxonomy places the organism in Eukaryota, Fungi, Ascomycota, Eurotiomycetes, Eurotiales, Thermoascaceae. The record is from RefSeq and is a predicted model, not a curated record. The transcript has a single exon. Gene Ontology annotation, cellular component: plasma membrane; cytoplasm; cytosol. Gene Ontology annotation, molecular function: ubiquitin protein ligase binding; protein-macromolecule adaptor activity.